AUAAACUUUUUUUUAUAAUGGGUUUUUUAUUUGUUACGUUUUUAUUUGCUAUAUUAACUCUAAUAAAUGCUUAUAAAGUUUUGCUUCCUAAACCCGGUGACAAAUGGGAGCCUGGUUUACAUCAAGUUACAUGGGAAGCUGUGGAUGAUACUAGCACGGUUAAUGUGUAUCUUCAUAGAAAUAAUGAUAACCCUCCUUUUUAUCUUUUACUAGCUGCAAAGGUUCCUUUAAAAGAUGGAAAGGCGGAUGUUCCUAUACCUUACAAUGUUAUUCCUGGUUCUGAAUAUACGAUUUUACUUACUUCACUAAAUCCAUAUGAUGUAUACACUUCUAGUGGGGGAUUUGAAAUUACGGAGGCGAAGGAUGGUUUGAAAGGUGUAUGUGUUGAUUAUCUUAAGGAUGAUGGUUCUUCUACAAUUGGUCCUAUACCUGGUGAUACUAGACCCGUUACCACAUCACUUCUGCCGCCAUCACCAACACCACCAUCACCGGCGCCACCUGCACCAACACCGGCGCCACCUGCACCAACACCACCAUCACCGGAGCCGCCUGCACCGGCGCCUCCUGAGGGUGAGGUUGAAAAUUGUGAUGAAUGUGACGAAUGUGAGGAGUGUGGCGAAUGUGAGCCAGGUGAAGGAUGUGAUUGUGAUGCUGAUGAUCAUGGCGAUGACGACUAUGAUAAAGAUGAAGAUCAUGGUCAUUCCCAUGAUGACGAUGACGAUGACGACGACGAUCAUGAGAAUGACCAUGAUGAUGACGACGACGACGACGAUCAUGGUCAUUCCCAUGAUGAUGACGACGAUGGCCACGAUCAUGGUGAAGAUAAGAAUAAAUUAGCUAAUAUUGGUUCUACAAAUAUAGUUACUAGAUUUUGGUUAACAAUGAUGGCUACUAUUUCUACCAUAUUAUUUCUGUGA
This is a messenger RNA of Pneumocystis murina B123, 917 nucleotides long. RefSeq lists its product as hypothetical. The coding region runs from base 18 to 917 and encodes 299 amino acids. The transcript is spliced from 5 exons. The record is from RefSeq and is a predicted model, not a curated record. NCBI's taxonomy places the organism in Eukaryota, Fungi, Ascomycota, Pneumocystomycetes, Pneumocystales, Pneumocystaceae.